AGAAAUCGUCGUUGCAUAACUUUUGAAGUUUUCUCGAAACAAAAGAUAGUUGUUUUUAUUUGAAAGAUCAUACAAGACACGUGUCGUGAACCCAAAUCGUAAGAACGCCACGCGAUACUCUUUGCAUGCGCCUCGUUUGAACAUCAAGAUUCUCUCCUCUUUCUCUGACUUCAAUCACUGAAUCUAUAAGUUUGUGAUCUCUCUAUUUAACCGAUCAUCAACUCAGUUUCCUCUACUACCAAUAUCCAUACACAUCAAUACAACAAGAUUCACAUAUCAAGAAAAAUGCCAGGGAUCACACUAGGAGACACGGUGCCGAAUCUUGAGGUCGAGACAACACUUGACAACUUCAAGCUUCAUGACUACUUCGCCAAUUCUUGGACCGUCCUCUUCUCUCAUCCCGGGGAUUUCACACCCGUAUGCACGACGGAGCUAGGUGCGAUGGGCAAAUACGCUCAUGAGUUCGAGCAGAGAGGUGUGAAGCUCCUUGGUUUGUCUUGUGACGACAUACAGUCACACAAAGACUGGACCAAAGACAUCGAAGCCUUUACGCCUGGGAGCAAGGUGAAGUACCCGAUAAUUGCUGACCCGAACAAAGAGAUCAUUCCUCAGCUUAACAUGGUUGAUCCACUUGAGAACGGUCCCUCUCGUGCUCUUCAUAUCGUUGGUCCCGAUAGUAAGAUAAAGUUGAGUUUCUUGUAUCCCUCGACCACGGGACGUAACAUGGACGAAGUGUUGAGGGCUUUAGACUCGUUGUUAUUGGCGUCCAAGCACAAGAACAAGAUCGCCACUCCGGUUAAUUGGAGACGGGACGAACCGGUUGUGAUUUCUCCUGCAGUGUCGGACGAAGAGGCUAAGAAGAUCUUUCCUCAGGGUUUCAAGACCGCCGAUCUCCCGUCCAAGAAAGGCUAUAUGCGUCUCGCUGAUAUCAAGUGAAAGACAAAAAAGAAAUAAAAAUGAUGUUAUAUGAGUAUUGUAUAAUAACGUUUAUAACGUGUUGAAUCACGUUUUUAUAAUGUAUGGUGUGUUGUACUCACGAGGGUGUGGCCUUAUAUUAAUAAGAAUACCGUAUGCUUCGUAAUGCGGUCUACUACGACAUUUUACCAAACGAAUCGGGAUGGAAUCGAGCGUUAAUUUUCUAAAAACUAAG
Messenger RNA from Thlaspi arvense, 1150 nucleotides. The record is from the annotation of a GenBank genome assembly. Lineage: Eukaryota; Viridiplantae; Streptophyta; Magnoliopsida; Brassicales; Brassicaceae.